Molecule: messenger RNA, 1040 nt
Organism: Ilyonectria robusta
Lineage: Eukaryota; Fungi; Ascomycota; Sordariomycetes; Hypocreales; Nectriaceae
Product: potassium transporter
Exons: 5
Coding region: 87-1040 (317 amino acids)
Biological process (GO): potassium ion transmembrane transport
Cellular component (GO): membrane
Molecular function (GO): potassium ion transmembrane transporter activity
Source: RefSeq, a predicted model, not a curated record
GCAAGACCCCAUUCGACGCCGUCCACGAAGACGCUGCUGUCGUGGGCGAAUCGUCCUCUGCGGCCGCCAAAGAUCAGAUCUAGGAUAUGGAUUCGGAGGAGAAGGCACGUCGGAUUUCCGACGAGGACCUGAACCGCAAGAACAAGCAGGACCACCGCGGAUUCCUCCUCCUGUGGCUUACCUGGCAGGCCUGGGCGCGUUCGGGAAGCGGGCAAUCCAGCUCUCGUGGCUGUGCCUUGCACAAGAGCCAGAAGGCGUUUGCGAAUCCGUCCUUCAAUACGGUGCCGCCGGGGAGCUUCAACUUCAGUAUUGUCAUCGCAGUGCUCGCAGCGAUUGUCGCGAGCCAAGCAAUGAUUACCAGCUCAUUCCAGCUGACGUCUCAGGUCAUGCGGCUGAGUUACUUCCCGCAUAUCAAGACAGUGCAUACAAGUCGCAAGUUCCACGGGCAGGUAUAUAUGCCGCUGGUGAAUUGGCUGUUGAUGAUUGGGACGGUCAUCGUUACGACUGUUUACAACAAUACCACCAGUCUCGGCAACGCCUACGGCGUUUGCGUCGUCAUCGUGACCUUCAUCACAACCUGUGUGAUCUCGCUUGUCGCCAUCAUCGUCUGGCGCAUCCCGGCGAUGGUGGUCCUCUUCUUCUUCCUCAUCUUCGCCGCCCUUAACGGCGCCUUCAUGUCCCCGCCCUCCGGAAAGUCCCCGAAGGAGCAGCAAUGGGCUGCUGAAGCCGAGGACCGCAUCUCGCUAUCUCAACUCUUACAGCUCCCACACGACGCCUCGAAGGUUCCUCGGGGUAAGCAGGAGAGCCAGGUGGUGACUCUCUCGCCAUCAAAUGGCCCCGGGAACAUGUCGACUAUAUCGGGUCUGGGCAUCUUCUUUGAUAAGGUCGGGGGAAGCGAUAACACGGUGCCGAAGGUAUUCGCGCGUUUCGUCCGCAAGUUCAAGGCUCGGCCCGAAGUCAUUGUGUUCUUCCACAUCUGCACGCUUUCCAUCCCUACCGUCCCGCCUGCGGAGUACGGUCGCACAUUACCACAUGGGUGA